AUGUCAAAAUUAUCGGAUUGCGAGCCUCUUCAGAAGAGAGAUUCAAUUACUCCAAGGGCAUAUGUAAAAUCCUAUUGUUGUUGUUGUAUGUUCGAUCAAAGAAGAGAGGAUCCCGCUUUAUUCGAUGAAGAAAACAUUCGAUACCGAGCAUUUUUUGGCACAAUGCACAUUCGAGAAGUUCUUCUAGUCCUGACCAUCAUCAAAACCAUCCUCGUAUUUUCCUUCCUAUUUCUUCAAGUAAUGGACACCGAAUCGCCAUUAGGAAUAUUUUCUGCUACAUUCGCGUUUCUUACAGUUUGUAUUACAAACGUUUUGUUGGUUGCGGGAGUCCGUCUGAAGAGAUACAUCUUCUUGAUCCCCUACUUUACCGUAUGUGUCUUAUUCAUUUUCGUCCUAAUCCUUCAUCUUUUUGUCGAUUUCCUCGACACUGCCAACUCAAAAGACACUGUCGAAAUGCAGCCGAUCCUCCAUAAUACUGUUUUGUUAUUUAUGAUCUGCUUCGAAUUCUAUAUGCUGUCGGUUGUCUGGCGUGCUUUCGUCUACAUUUGCGAUUCUAAUAUGCAACGGCAAAUUGAGAAGAUUGAGAAGAAGAAUAUGAUGCUUCUGAUUCUCAUUCUAUUCUCUACAUCACCAUUUCUUGUAAACUCUUUUCUGUUUGGUUUUGGCGGUGGCGGCGGUUGUGGCUGCGGAAGUUCCUGCGGAGGUUGCAACAUGGGAUGCUCCUGUCUACCUCCACCACCUCCUCCAGUCUGUAUGCCACCUCCACCUCCUCCAUGUCCUCCACCAGUCGUAUGUGCUCCACCACCACCUCCAUGCUCUUGUCCACCUCCGGUUACAAUGUAUCAGCCCUGCAUGGUUCCUCAAUAUGUUCCUCGAUGUGGCGGAUGUAGCAGUGGGUACGGUGGCGGAUACGGUGGCGGUUACGGUGGUGGAUGUGGACGAAGACGGCGAUCGGUUAACAGCAAUCAAACCGUUUAUUGA
Caenorhabditis briggsae is the source of this 981-nucleotide messenger RNA. The record is from RefSeq and is a predicted model, not a curated record. The transcript is spliced from 8 exons. Bases 1 to 981 code for a protein of 326 amino acids. NCBI's taxonomy places the organism in Eukaryota, Metazoa, Nematoda, Chromadorea, Rhabditida, Rhabditidae.